Molecule: messenger RNA, 1107 nt
Organism: Phaeoacremonium minimum UCRPA7
Lineage: Eukaryota; Fungi; Ascomycota; Sordariomycetes; Togniniales; Togniniaceae
Product: putative s-adenosylmethionine-dependent methyltransferase-like protein
Exons: 2
Coding region: 1-1107 (368 amino acids)
Biological process (GO): peptidyl-histidine methylation, to form tele-methylhistidine
Molecular function (GO): protein-L-histidine N-tele-methyltransferase activity
Source: RefSeq, a predicted model, not a curated record
AUGUCUUUCUCCUUUUCCUUUUCCGGGGAGGAUAUAGAGGAUAGCGAUGCAGAUGCAUCCCAGCCGGCUCCAUCGGCUCAGCAACCUCCAGCAGCAACAGCAAGCGCGUUCCCCGUGCAGGGCAAGCCGUUGCUCCCGCCAACACUUCACGCGCUUGAUGACUUCCUCCGGACAUUGCCGUCCAAGGUUGCAUACAGCACGUUGGACGUCGACCUCGGCGAGCAAGGGAUCAUCCAGAUCCCACGCCGAGAGUUGUGGGAUGUCCGGGUGCAGUUGAUGGCCGAGGAGGAUGCCUCGGAUCCGCAGGAGGAACUCGAGCCCGGGCUCGGCAAGCACGACGUCAGGACGGGGAUUUACGAGGGCGGAUUCAAGAGCUGGGAGAGCAGCGUGGAUCUGGUCAAGGUCCUCGCCACCGAGAAGCUAUCUCAGGCUCUGUUCCAGGGACCUUCCAGAGUUGUCGAGCUGGGCUGCGGCACUGGCCUUCCCUCGCUGGCGUUGUUUCAGUGGGCCGUUGCAUCGAAGGAGUCGUCGUCGCCAUCGAAGGCUCCUCUGCGCCUCACGCUUGCCGAUUACAACCCCACUGUUCUUUAUCUUGUGACGUUGCCCAACUUCAUCAUCGCGUGGGCUCUGCAGCAGAGGGGCAAAAUUCAAGCUCUCGACGAGGCAUUUUCUCUGGAGGGAGAGCUCGAGCUGGGCGACGACGUCCUGGGCGCUUUCAAGACCUUCCUAAGUGAGAACGACAUCUCGUUGUCGUUUGUCUCUGGAGGUUGGUGCCCCGAGUUUGUGGACUUGAUUUACUCCUCAGACAACGUGCCUCAGGGGUUGGGCGAUACUCAGACUCUGGUCAUGGGAGCCGAGACCAUAUACUCUCCGUUUGCUCUGGCGUCCUUCACAGAGACUCUGCUCUCGAUACUUCAAAGAGAACGCGCCGAGCAGCGCAGUCGACAAGCCGUUGCCGUUGUCGCUGCUAAGAGGCUAUACUUCGGCGUUGGUGGAUCUCUCGACGACUUCGUCGAGAAGAUCGAGACUCUUGGGGUCACGGUGAGCUUGAUGAGAGAGGAAACCGAAGGCGUCCGACGGGGUGUCGUCAAGUGCGUUCUGCCAUGA